Messenger RNA from Salpingoeca rosetta, 3971 nucleotides. RefSeq lists its product as uncharacterized. Gene Ontology annotation, biological process: regulation of transcription by RNA polymerase II. The transcript is spliced from 3 exons. Gene Ontology annotation, molecular function: transcription cis-regulatory region binding. Bases 32 to 3808 code for a protein of 1258 amino acids. The record is from RefSeq and is a predicted model, not a curated record. Gene Ontology annotation, cellular component: nucleus. NCBI's taxonomy places the organism in Eukaryota, Choanoflagellata, Craspedida, Salpingoecidae.
UGUUUUUGUUGGUCGAAGGAAAAAAAUUGUGAUGUUGCGAAAGUGGUUUGGAGGGCAAGGCAGCGAUGGAGGAGGAGGAGGGAGCUUCGAAGCAACGCUGAAGCAGCUGCGAGGACACCUUGUCACGGUGAACGGGAAACUGAACGGAAGUGGGUGGGACAAUGAGGAAGAAGAGCUGUGCGCCGCGCUGGAUGCGCAGCUCAAGGCACUGUGCGAAUUCAUCGAGGCAGAGGCCAAGCAGUUGCGAGAAGCAAAGCAGCUCGCCACCGUCGGCGAUCACAUGCAGGAGCUCCUCUCCUCCCCUCUCCUGCAGCAAAUCGAGUCCGUGUGCCUCACACGUGCCAGCACCAAGCUGCGCCGCGUCUUCAUCAGGUUCUUGUUGUGCCUGUUGACAGCCGCCGCAAGCCACGUAUUCAUCAUGCACGAAGCGCCGCUCAAGGUCAUCAACAACACCCUUCGCUUCUGCACGCAGCCAGCACAGAACACAACGGCAGGGCCGCAGCAAUCGGAGAAGGAAGGUGGCCCAGGCCAGCAUCGCAAUGUCCCAUCCACUCAGACACCCACUGCCUCCCCAGCAGCCACUGCUGGCAAUGACGACAGCGACACUGCCACUGUUGACGGCAGUGAAGAGGACCCCUUGGCAAUGCCUGACCCCGUUCUGCCUGAGGCGGAGGCAAAGCUGCUGUGUAAGCUCGUCGGGCGCGUCAUGGCCUACGUGAAGCACGACGCCUCCCUGCUCAACCUCCUGUUCGUCAACACGCAGCCACCGUCCUUCCACGUCUUCGAUGCCACUCUGCUUCUGCUCGAGCAGCCAGGCAAGCUGAGAACCGAGAUCUUCACGGUGGUCACCACCAUCUGCCGGCUAUCGCGCCAGCACCGCGACCUGCAGCGGUACAUUGCGUCGUCACGCCUCGUGACUGCGCUGUCGGGACGCGUGGCGCGGUCGCUCGCCGCCAUGCCAUCAGCGCUGCCGCUGCGGCGGCGUGCAUGGAUGGUGCCCGACACCACGCUCAACAUCGCCGCCCCUGGCGCCGUCACAUACAUCAACACGCUGCGGCUGUGCACAAGCGUGCUUGGCUGUAUGCCUGCAGUCUUGCAGAACAAGCUGUGCCGGUCCAUCCAGCGUCGCGUGGUCGAGACAGUCAUGCUGCCGCGACUGGUUGCCCCACACCACCACCACCACCACCAACAGCACCACCACCAGCACCAACAGCACCAACAGCAGCAGCAGCAACACCAGCAACACCAGCAACACCAGCAACAGCAGCAGCAGCAACAGCGAGUAGCGGAUGGCGCGGGAUUGCGUGACCGGGCGUCCACAACAACAACAACAACAACAGCGCCACCGCCGCAGCGGUCGCCACAUCGUCAGCUCGUGCACCCACGCGGCAACGCGGCACGCGCGUGUGCGGCGAUGACGGCGUACGUGGACAUGACACUGCGCCAUGUGGAGUGCUCGCGCCUGACGCAUCUUGUCGCGCACGCGCUGCUCGGCCAAUCCCAUGCGGGGACACGCGUGUGGACGGUGCUGUGCCGGCGCAUGGCACCUCCUCGCAGUUACAGCGGUGAUGAUGAUGGCAAUGAUGAUGAUGGCAAUGAUGAUGAUGAUGAUGAUGAUGAUGACUUGGGCGGAGCAGAGGCGAGGAAGAGUGAUGGCGACGCGCAACGUUUUCGCACGAACGAUGAGGGGGGAAGUGAGGACUGCGAGAGGAGCGCCACGACCACGGCGGCGUCACAGCUGCGGCACACCACGCUCGCCCUCAUGGACACCCUACUGCAGCUGCAACUGCCGUGUGUGUACGAGCGGGCGGCGCUAGCACAUUUGCGGCGGCAGCGCAAGUACUACGACCACGGCGCAAUCCAGUCACGGCAUGACGCAUCUCACAUGGGGGCACCGCCAAGCAUCGCCGACCUGUCCACCUCCACGGUGCUGUCUUGCCCGCUGCAGCAGGUGUUUCUGCUCGGCGCCGCCACGGAGAUGCAGGCAGCCACGUUCCUGCUUGCGCUGCGCAUUGUCGGGCGCGGGCAGUCUCCUGACCAGCAGCCGUUUGCACAGUACCUGCACAGCGCACGCGGCAGCAUGGCAGAGGCCAGGCGGUGGUGGACGCAGCCGGGCUGUCGUUUGGAUGGCGGUGGGGAUGGCUGUUAUUCUGACAGCAAUUCUGGCACCCGUGAUGACGCUGCUGAUGGAGGAGGAGGAUGUGGUGGUGGUGGUGAUGACGAAGGGCAUGACGCUGAGGCAGACGCGGCGUUCCUGACGGCAAUGUUGCAGUGCAUUCACGACUUUCUCAACGGAUCCCUGUCGGCGACGUUCCUGAUCACGGGGCUUGUGUGCCAGCUUGCGGCGCUGGACAGUGAUGAAAUACGAACGUUUAUGUUUGAGCCUGAGACGGAGCAAGCGUUUUUUGCGCACGUGGAGGCAGCGCGUCGCUCCCAUUGCACUCUCACACCGCCAUCGCCCGUGACCAGCGGCACCCGCUCUCCACCUGACCCAUUCCCGUUCUCCUCACAGCCGCCAACAGCCACCAACCCAACUGCCACAACAGCGACAGCGUCAUCAUCAGCACCAUCAUCAUCAGCACCAUCAUCAUCGUCAUCACGACGAUCGUCGCCAUCGUCGUUGCUGUUGUCGCCACCGCUACUAACCACUGCCCUGCGCAUUGUGCGUCAGCAAGCCAGCGCGCUCUUUGCUUCCGAUCCCCGUGUUGUUCGUGAUGUUGCUGCAUUUUAUCGCCGCGAUCGCGCGAAACUUUAUUCCAAGCGCAAGAGUGCACGUGCCCGUCGUGCCCGCUCCGCACACCAACACCAACACCAACAGCAGCAGCAGCACCAACAGCAGCAGCAGCAGCAGCAGCAGCAGCAGCAGCAGCACCAACAGCAGCAGCAGCAGCAGCAGCAGCAGCAGCAGCAGCAGCAGCAGCAGCAGCAGCAGCAGCAGCGGGGGAGAGGAGGGAGAGGAGGCAAGUCUGGGCUGCGCGAAAUGCUUUUGCAGCAGGGGCCCGUCGUGCCUGCAAGCCUAUCGACCUCUGACUCUGACGCGGGCCACUCCCAUUCGCAGCAGCCGGCAUCACCAUCGUCAUCGUCAGCAACAGUGCACGACAGCGCGUUGUCGUCGCUUGAUUUGCAGCGCCACGACGCCAACAGCGUGUCGUUCACCUCCUUGGACGCCAUGUCCGAGGCAAGCGUCUUCAUUGGCGGCUUUGAGUCUGGCGCCACGCCCGCCAGCCAGAGCAGCAUGAACACGUCUAACGUGUUUACUUUCUGGGACGGCGAUGGCGAUUCCGUGCUGGAUGCCAGCAUAUCCGGACACAUGGCGCUGACCAAAUCAUCCACUGCUCGUUCGUUCAUGGGUAACGCCAACGCCAGCGGCGAUGGCGGCGGCGGUGGGCGCAUGUCGCUCAUGUCUGACAGCAUGUCUCGCUUUGAGCGGUCUGUCUUUGGGUUUGGUCAGGGCCCAGCCAUGCCUGCGCUUGUGGAAUCGCCAACUGCGCCCACCACAUCUUCAUCGCCAUCAGCAGCAAGUGGCGGCGCAGGCACGCUGCACCACGAUGGGACUGGCAGUGGUAAUGGUGCGUUUUCGAUCACCGCCGCAGCACCAGCUGGUGUCUUGUCCAGCACCCCGAUCAAGGGCGACCUGAAGCGUGUGCAGAGCAACCGCAGCAGCAGCCGUGCCAGCACCGCUGCGCCGCCCUCAUCGCGUAUGCUUGCGCUGCGCAUUGUGCUCUUUGACGAAAUGCUGAAGGAACUCUCUGCGUUUGCCCUCGAACACUCCAUCAACAUUGUGGAACGCGCGUCUGAUGACAUGUGAUUGAGACGGCUGUCGUUGCUGUUGUCAUAUCAUGUUACAUCACACGUUUCAUGCUGUUGGCGACAGCGCAUGCCACUGCUUGCUGUCCUAGCCCUGUAGCAGACCUGCCUACUUAUUCGCCCGUCUUGUCUCCGCGCGAGUGUGUGUGUGUGUGUGUGUGUGU